Molecule: messenger RNA, 2541 nt
Organism: Aspergillus bombycis
Lineage: Eukaryota; Fungi; Ascomycota; Eurotiomycetes; Eurotiales; Aspergillaceae
Product: putative monooxygenase
Exons: 7
Coding region: 1-2541 (846 amino acids)
Molecular function (GO): iron ion binding; FAD binding; 2 iron, 2 sulfur cluster binding
Source: RefSeq, a predicted model, not a curated record
AUGGCUCCUCGCAUUCACAUCAAGCAACAACAGACCCGUUCCCAAUCAUGCCGACUGGACAUUCUGAUUGUCGGGGCUGGCCUGGCAGGACUUGGCUCCGCCAUUAGUUGUGCUCUCGCCGGACACUCCGUUCAUAUUCUGGAAGCUGCCCAGGAAAUAAAAGAAGUUGGCGCCGGUAUUCAGGUUCUUCCGAAUAGCUCGCGCGUUCUCCAGCAUUGGGGUCUGGAGAAGGCGUUGACCCCGCAUAUGACGGUUCCCAGUGUGUGUAAUUUUCUUGGAUGGAAGGGAAACAAAAUCUCCCACUUGGACUUUCACGAAUCCGAGAGCAAUUAUCCCGGGACAUGGUAUCGGGAUUUUCACCGUGCUGAUCUCCAGCGGUGUCUGGUUGACCGAGCUCUGGAGCUUGGGGUACGGAUGACCUGCAAUGCACGCAUCGGAACCGUUCAUGUAAGCGACGACGGGGCCACAGCGGCAGUGGUGGCAGCGGAUGGUAGGCAGUGGGAAGGAGAUUUAGUGAUCGGAGCCGACGGCGUGUUUGGAAAGCUGACGGAGGAGCUGCUUGGGCGCAGCGAUCCGCCAGUCAAAACGGGAGAUCUCGCAUAUCGUCUGUUGUUGUCCACGGAGGAGAUGCGAAAAGACCCAGAACUGGCACCGUUUGUGAACCGUCCACAGGUCAAUUAUUGGCUGGGCCCAGAUGCUCAUGCUGUGAAUUACGUACUUCGGGGCGGCGAUCUAUUCAACAUGGUCUUGCUUGUGCCAGAUGAUAUCCCCGAGGAUUCCCUCGCAUCGACGAUCGAAGGCAAUGUGGAGGAGAUGUGCGCCUUGUUUCAAGGCUGGGACCCCCGGCUCUGCCAGUCGGUGCAAAAAUGGAGGCUUUGCAUUCGCUUUGGGGAGUUCGAUUGGUCUCAUCCCUCCGGUUCCUGGAUCAUGCUGGGCGAUGCUGUGCAUGCGACCUUGCCGUAUCUAGCUUCAGGGGCCGGGAUGGCCUUUGAAGACGGUGCCGUUCUCGGGGAAUGUUUAUCUCGCCUCCCCGACCGUCCCGAUAUCGCGAAGACGUCGCCCGAGUUCCUCGAUGCCAAAAGGCACGCCCUGUCCGUUUUCCAACGGUGUCGCAAGGAGCGUACAUCGAUGGUCGUAGAUCGAGGAAACAUCCAACAAUAUCUCUACCACCUGCACGACGGGGCCGAACAGCAGGAACGGGACCGCAAGAUGCAGAUGACACCCACGCUGAAGGCGAGGCUUUGGCUUGGAGAGAUCCAGGCUUGGCGCCGAAACUAUUGGGAUAUGAUCAUAUUGCGGAUGUCUCUCCUAAAGAUGUGGCAAUUCUUGGGCUUCUCACCCAAGCAACCGGAGAAAGAGCCUCCACGGGGAAUUCCUGCAUCAUGGUAUCGCUCUGAGGAGAUGUAUCAGCUGGAACGCCGAGCUAUCUUCUCCAAGCGCUGGCUGCUCCUCACCCAUUCAAGCCGGUUCAACCAACAAGGCGACUUCCUCUCCUUCACCGUGGCAAACUUCUCCUUCUUCCUGGUCCGAGACCGUGACGGUCACAUCAAUGGGUUCCACAACAUCUGUCGGCACCGCGCAUUCCCCGUCGUUCAAAGUCGUUCGGGGUCGACCUCCAUUCUGAGCUGCAAGUAUCAUGGGUGGUCCUACGGGCUCAAGGGAAACCUCGCCAAGGCACCGCGCUUCGAAACGGUGCCAGAAUUCGACAAAAGCCAGCACGGGUUGCUUCCCGUCCAUGUUCAUAUCGACAAGGCCGGCUUCGUUUGGGUGAAUCUCCAGGCGGGCUCACCGGAUGUCAGAUGGGAGGACGAGUUCCGGAACAUCGACGAGCAGCCACGGAUGCAGGAUUUCGAUUUUGCCGGGGAAUACACAUUCGACCACUACUGGGAAAUGGACUUGGAUGCAAACUGGAAGGGAGUGAUUGAGAACUACAACGAGUGUUAUCAUUGUGCCACUUCUCAUCCGCUCAUCAGUGGGGUGUCGGAUCUGCCUCGCUAUCGCGUGGAGCCCACGGCGGGAUACAUGGAGCAUCACAUCUUCAACAAGGAACAGAUCGAUGCCCAGUUUAAACGGGCCAUUACUUAUUUCUUCCCAACCACCUCAGUCACCGUCACUGACAAAUUCUUCUAUAUCCAACGCAUGAUCCCGAUCUCUGCAACCAAGAGUAAGAUUGAGAACGAAGUAUAUCGUCAUCAAGAUGCGACAGACAAGGAAUUCGAUGACAUCAACGCCUUUUAUCGACAGGUGCUUGACGAGGAUAAGGAGUUGUGCGAGGGCGCACAGGGCAAUCUGGAUGGGGGAGUCUUUGUCAACGGCGAGCUUCACCCGGACAAGGAACAGGGCCCGAUCUAUUUCCAGAAGAGUGUGAAGGAGAUGCUCGUGGAGCACCGAAAGAAGGAAGAGCAACAAGGCGGACACGAAAUAUGGCCUGCCCUUCCGAAACAACCUGAAAGCUGGACUGAGAAGUUGGCUGACGAAGAGCGAUUCUGUUCACAAUUAGAGGCCGCCACUUGCAUGAACCGGCCGGAACUGACAUGGUGA